UUUAUAUAUUCAUAACAAUUUUGACAAAAUAAAUUUCGCAAUCAACAUGGGUUACGAUAUAUUUUAGGUAAAAUAGUGGAGUGAAACCCAACAAAAUAUUGAAGUGUUCCAUUCGUAGAGGAAAGUGUGAUUUUCUUUAUUAAAAAAUGCUAUUGCUGCAAUCUCAGAAACAUUCAUUCAUUAAUAUUUAUAACCAAAACAUAUAGCACAGAGAUGUCUUAAUAGUAUCCAAACUAUUCAAUGAAGUGACAAUGGAAUCUCCACCGUCUAGUACUACUUGGUCUGAAGCUUUUAUUUUGAGUGACGACAGUGGUUUAUUAUUAACAAAUGGUUCUAUUUCAAGUGGUAGCAUGAGUGGGGAAAGUCAAAGUGGCUAUGGUCGACAUGAGAAUGAGAUGCAUUAUAGCGAUUGUGAUGAUAAAUCAUUUUCUCCAUCUGAUUCCUUGGACGGUAUGUCCGACAUAAUGGGUGGAGAAAACUUCAAUACAUUGAAAAAGGGUCCCCAGUGGAUUGAUUUGUCUAAAUGCAAGCAUAUUCCAAUCGAACCUCCGCCAGAGUUCCAAGAUAAACCGGAAAUAUUAUUAUUCGACUCGUUUGCUAGUAAAUUGUCUUAUCAAAUACUUAACGAAGCAAUAGGCAUGUGCUUUGAUAGUUCAAUAAUAAGUUACAAAAGUUGUAAUUAUAACAAUAACAACAUAACGAUACACUCAGUGACUGUUCCUUCUCAGAAAUAUUGGAAGUCUGAUUGUUUACCGUACGGAAGUCCUCCGAGUUCACGAAAUUCCCUUCGUCUGUCCCGGUUCUCAAGCUCACACAAUUCACUUUCUGUACCUGUUGCCCAAAAAGCUGAUGAUUCCACGUUUAUAACGCAAGCAGUUUCCCAUGACACCCUUUUAUCAAACACUAUAAGCGAUUUGUACAACGUUCCCUUUGACAGUGACAUGUAUGCACUACCAGUAGACGUUGUCAAGCCAAAAUACAAAAGGAAUUUCCAGCAAAAAAAGAGACGACGAAACACUUCGUCCUGCUGCAACGAAAUGAUAAAUACAAAAAUGUCGAAGAACUGUUCUGGUAAAAGAUGCAUUGAAAACGAUUAUAGGGAACCGGAAGUCGAAGAAAGAGACAUUUCGAAAAGACACAGCGUCGCAGGAACUUCAGCAACAGGUCAGGGCGAACCGAUACACAUGACCUUGCAAGAGGUCAGACAUUUCCUUCAAACUCUUUACUCCAGUUCGUCCGAAUCUUCUGUGUACAGGGGAAAAGAGAAUUUAUCGAAAAGUGGUCAAAUAACUCGUAAAAACGGUGCUAAGAGACUGUCUUUGUUUGAUGAAACAACCAACACAGAAAAAUCCGACCCAGUGUUGCCUUUCAAUCAUAAUUUUUUGAAUAACGUAAAGAACAAAGGCAAAUGCAGGAAAGAAACCGAGAAGGGUAAUAGAAUCGAGAACAUCGAAAAGAAAAGGUCGGUAAGGGGGUUUUCGUUUAAAACGUUGUGCAACAUAUUCAAGUUCAAAAGGUUCGGUUUUAAUUCGAACAACGAAAGGAAAAAGACGUCUCAAGAACAAUACAGCGAGAGUCUUUUGAUGAUCGAGGGGGACGCCAAUAAAGCAAUCACCAAUAGAGCGUUGCCCCCUUUGCCAUCCAAGAACGUGGAGAGCAAGAUCUUGGAUUUUGCUACCAGCAUACAGAAAGUGAAAGAUUAUGGAUGGUACUGGGGCCCUUUGUCGAGCGAAGCUGCCGAAAAAAUUUUAUCAAACGAACCUGACGGUUCGUUUAUUGUGAGGGACAGCAGCGAUGACCAUUACAUUUUUUCCCUCACAUUCAAACUGAAUAAUUCCGUGAGGCAUGUACGAAUUGAACAUGAUCAAGGUAACUUCAGUUUUGGAAAUUGUACAAAGUUCAAGUCACAAACGAUUGUCGAGUUUAUCGAAAAUGCUGUUGAACAUUCACGUAGCGGUCGAUAUUUGUUUUUUAUUCGUCGGGGCCCUGUAAUUGGUCCCGUGAGGGUGCAGCUCCUUCAUCCUGUCUCUAGGUUUAAGCAAAUUCAAAGUCUACAGCACAUUUGCAGGUUUGUCAUAUUAAAAUACGUAAGAAAGGAUUUAAUUUCAACGUUACCUUUACCGAGGAGAAUGAUUGAUUAUUUGAGUACUCCUCAUUAUUAUUCGGAGCACCUUUUGGACGUCGUUGAGGAGUCAAAUGAAGGCGGAAAUAAAGAGAUACGUUGCCAAUUCUUUAUUAAUUAAAAUAAUAAUAAGAAAAAGAAAUAAUAUAAACGUAAUCUGAUCCAAUUCAGAUGUGCAAUUUUUAUUAUUAUUUUAA
Agrilus planipennis (emerald ash borer) is the source of this 2319-nucleotide messenger RNA. RefSeq lists its product as uncharacterized. The coding region runs from base 252 to 2243 and encodes 663 amino acids. The transcript is spliced from 5 exons. Gene Ontology annotation, biological process: phosphatidylinositol phosphate biosynthetic process; intracellular signal transduction. The record is from RefSeq and is a predicted model, not a curated record. Gene Ontology annotation, cellular component: phosphatidylinositol 3-kinase complex. Lineage: Eukaryota; Metazoa; Arthropoda; Insecta; Coleoptera; Buprestidae. Gene Ontology annotation, molecular function: 1-phosphatidylinositol-3-kinase regulator activity.